This is a messenger RNA of Dibothriocephalus latus, 934 nucleotides long. The record is from the annotation of a GenBank genome assembly. NCBI's taxonomy places the organism in Eukaryota, Metazoa, Platyhelminthes, Cestoda, Diphyllobothriidea, Diphyllobothriidae.
GUAUCCGAUGAUUGGUCGACCUGACGGCACAAAUCUUUUGACGGGGCCCAAUGUCUAUGCUGCUGACGAUAUGAAAGUCGAUUGCUGUGUUCUGAGUUUCAACAGCAAAUAUGUCGUUACCGGGUCUGCGAGUGGUCCUCCCCAAGUCUGGGAUAUGGAGACUGGUGAACCGUGCAAGAUUAUGGACGGUGAAGAACUCGGCUGCAACGACCUUCACCUGGCCUGCAAUGAUGAACUCCUGGUUGGACAAGUUGUCGAUGAUAUCACGGCCGCCGGCAGCACUAAAAUGCAUAGACUUCAGCUCUGGAACUUUGCAACCGGCGCCCGUUUGGAAAUGCCCUCCGAGAUUGUCUGCUCUGCUAGCUGCGUUUCCAACGAGGGCGUGCAUAUCAUUGCAGCUCGCCAUACGCCCUCUGGACCGUCAAUUCUCGACCGUCUUGUGGUGGCCGGCUUUACAAACCCCGAUGACGACCAGGCCUACUUUAUGGUCUUCGACCUUGCAGCACACACAACAGGUAUUGUGCAACCGAACUUUGUGGUGUUUGAUGCUAAACCGGAGGCUACCGAGAUCUUGAACAAUGAGGAAGCUGUCACCGGUACACGCAAGGGCGAAUUGGUGGUGUGGAACCUGCUGACUGGUCAACCCGUGCGUCAGAUUGAAAUUUCAGCCACGCUAGAGGGCGGCAAUCGGGCUAACCUGCCGCCGCACACGGGUAUCAUUCACGCGGUCACCCUCUCCGCGGACAAGCGUUACCUCGUGACGGGAGCUCAGGACAGACUGGUGCGCGUCUGGAGCAUGCCCGAGGAGCGAUUGCUGCACACUCUGGAGGGACAUGCGGAUGAUGUAUGUCUAUCUAUCUGUCUGUUUACUUUCGUUUAUUUACCCUCACCCCCGUCCUGUUGUUAUGCAUGCAGAACAAAAGGUUGUUUGUAG